AUGCACGGAGAAGGAGAAGUUACUGGGGCGGGCAUGGACGUCACCAAGGGCAGAGAGAUCUUACCUGCGAAUGUUAUUCCCAAGCACUACGAUCUUACCUUGGAACCCGACUUCAAGAAUUUGACGUAUGAGGGAACUGUCAUUAUUGAUCUGGACGUUGCUGAGGACUCUGAGUCAAUCUCCUUGAAUACUCUGGAUCUUAAGAUCCAUAAUACAAAGAUCAUCUCUGGCUCUCGCACAAUCAGCUCAUCGCCCAAGGUAUCAUACGAUGAACCCACACAGACCACCAAGGUCGAGAUCGGAAGCAAGGUCCCAAAGGGCGAAAAGGCACAGCUUGUGAUGAAGUUCAAUGGAGAGUUGAAUGAUAAGAUGGCCGGCUUCUAUCGAUCAACCUACAAGAACACGGAUGGAACUGAGGGAAUCUUGGCCACUACUCAGAUGGAGGCUACUGAUGCUCGACGAGCUUUCCCAUGCUUUGAUGAGCCAUCCCUGAAGGCUGAAUUCACAAUCACCUUGAUUGCGGACAAGCACCUCACAUGCUUGAGCAACAUGGAUGUUGCAUCAGAAUCUGAGAUUCAGUCAGAGAUGAGUGGAAGCACGAAGAAGGCCGUGAAAUUCAAUAAAUCACCCCUCAUGUCGACUUAUCUCCUGGCAUUCAUUGUGGGAGAGCUCAACUAUAUCGAGACCAACGAAUUCAGACUUCCCAUCAGAGUCUAUGCUCCACCAAACCAAAACAUUGAGCACGGCCGAUUUUCACUGGAACUUGCUGCUAGGACCCUUGCAUUUUACGAGAAGACUUUCGACAGCGACUUUCCUCUACCCAAGAUGGAUAUGGUUGCUAUUCCAGAUUUCGCUGUUGGUGCAAUGGAGAACUGGGGUCUUAUUACAUACCGUGUUGUCGACGUGUUGCUUGAUGAGAAAACCACUGGUGCUUCCACUAAGGAACGUGUGGCUGAGGUCGUCCAGCAUGAGCUUGCCCAUCAAUGGUUUGGCAACCUUGUCACCAUGGAUUUCUGGGACGGUCUUUGGCUCAACGAAGGUUUCGCCACUUGGAUGUCCUGGUACUCUUGCGACAAGUUCUACCCUGAGUGGAAGGUAUGGGAGAGCUACGUCAUUGAUACUCUCCAAGGUGCCCUAUCUCUAGACUCUUUGCGCAGUAGUCAUCCAAUCGAGGUCCCGGUAAAGAGAGCAGAUGAAGUGAACCAGAUCUUUGAUGCUAUCUCGUAUUCGAAGGGAUCGUGUGUUCUUCGCAUGAUUUCCAAAUAUCUUGGGGAAGAUGUCUUCAUGGAAGGCAUCCGACAGUACCUGAAAAAGCACGCCUAUGGCAAUACGCAGACAGGCGAUCUGUGGGCUGCGUUAAGCAAGGCAAGUGGAAAGGACGUCGAGAAAGUCAUGGACAUCUGGACGAAGAAUGUCGGCUAUCCCGUUGUAUCUGUAACGGAGAAUUCAUCCGACAAGUCCAUCCACGUUAAACAGAACCGCUUCUUGCGUACAGCGGAUGUCAAGCCUGAGGAAGAUAAGACACUUUACCCUGUGUACUUAGGCCUGCGUACUAAAUCUGGCAUCGACGAGUCUCUUGUCCUCUCGGAGCGAGAAGGUAACUUUAAAGUACCGGAUUUAGACUUCUUUAAGCUCAAUGCCGACCACACCAGUAUCUUCCGAACCUCAUACACGCCAGACCGCCUUGAGAAGCUUGGAAAGGCUGCAAAGGAUGGCCUGCUGAGUAUUGAGGAUCGUGCAGGCAUGAUUGCUGACGCUGGAGCGCUUGCAGCUUCCGGCUAUCAGAAGACCUCCGGUCUGUUGAACCUGCUGAAGGGUUUCGAUAGUGAGAAAGAGUUUGUGGUCUGGAAUGAGAUCAUUACUCGAAUUAAUAACAUUCAAGGUGCUUGGAUGUUCGAGGACCAAAAGACUAGGGAUGGCCUCGAGUCUUUCUUACGUGAUUUGGUCAGCGAGAAAGCUCAUCAGGCAGGAUGGGAAUUCAAGGAAAGCGACGGCCACAUCGAAUCUCAAUACAAGGCUCUUCUCUUUAGCGCUGCUGGCUCAAGUGGUGACAAGACUAUCAUCAAAGCCGCCCAAGAUAUGUUCGCUAAAUUCGCCGCUGGUGACAAAUCAGCUAUCAACGCGAACAUUAGAGGCAGUGUCUUUGGCAUGGCAUUGAAAUAUGGUGGUGAAAAAGAGUACAAUGUUGUCCUUGACACCUACCGCAAUGCCAAGACGAGUGACGAGCGAAACACUGCGCUUCGAACCCUUGGUAGAGCCAGAGAUCCAGAAUUGAUCAAGAGGACUCUCACUCUUCCAUUUGGCGGUGAGGUCAAGGAACAAGAUAUUUACAUGCCUGUAGGUGGGUUGAGGACUCACCCUGCCGGUACCAAGGCUUUGUACAACUGGAUGAAGGAGAACUGGGACGAGCUGUCGACGCGACUUCCAGCAGGUCUGUCUAUGCUCGGAUCGAUGGUCUCUAUUUGUACUUCACAGUUCACCCAUUUGUCUGAUUUAGAGGAUAUCCAUAAAUUCUUUUCAGACAAGAGCACGAAGGGCUUCGAUCAGACUCUUGCCCAGAGCUCCGACGCUAUCAGAGCAAAGGCUGCUUGGAUCGAACGUGACGGACAAGAUGUCAAGAAUUGGGUUGAGGCAUAUCAAAGCAAGACAGUCAAGAGCGAACUCUAG
Molecule: messenger RNA, 2667 nt
Organism: Mollisia scopiformis
Lineage: Eukaryota; Fungi; Ascomycota; Leotiomycetes; Helotiales; Mollisiaceae
Exons: 3
Coding region: 1-2667 (888 amino acids)
Biological process (GO): peptide catabolic process; proteolysis
Cellular component (GO): cytoplasm
Molecular function (GO): peptide binding; metalloaminopeptidase activity; zinc ion binding
Source: RefSeq, a predicted model, not a curated record